ACCGUGGAAUGAGAGGCUAUCCUGGGCCCCCGGGGCCACAGGGAAGCGGAACGGUUGGUCCCAAGGGUAUUAUGGGACAGAAAGGCUUGCCUGGUCCACCUGGCCCCCCUGGCGACAGCAUACAAGGAAGCAAGGGAGAAAAAGGAAAUCAAGGUUUUCCUGGACUAAAGGGAUCAACAGGAAUUGGCCUUCCUGGACCAAAGGGAGACUAUGGAGAUAAAGGUGAUCCAGGGAGCAAAGGUGCCAAAGGAGAGAUUGGAGACCCAGGACCUCCAGGACCAAAGGGAAUUUGGGGAAGAAAAGGUGAACCUGGUCUUUCGAGAGAAGAAGUUAUCAGACUUAUCAAUGAAAUAUGUGGUUGUGGUAUCAGAUGUAAAGUAACACCACUGGAACUAGUAUUUGUCAUUGACAGUUCAGAAAGUGUUGGACCAGAUAACUUCAAUAUUAUCAAAACUUUUAUGAAAACAGUCAUUGACAAGGUAUCGGCCAACCAUGUUACAACCCGCAUUGGCAUUAUCAACUUCAGCCAUAAAGUGGAGUUGGUGUCUUCUCUGAAGCAAUACACAACCAAAGAAUACCUGAAAUCAGCUGUUGAUAAAAUGCCCUACUUAGGAGAAGGCACGUACACAGCUUCUGCUAUCCAAGAAGCCAUUCAGUUAUUUCAGGCAGCACGCCCAGCAGUAAGAAAAGUGGCUGUUGUAAUAACAGAUGGACAAGCAGACACUCGUGAUAAAGUACAGCUGGAUACUGUAGUAAGAGAGGCCCAUGCUACGAACAUUGAGAUAUUUGUCAUUGGGAUCAUUCAAAGGACUGAUCCUCAUUAUGAUGAUUUUCUGAAAGAAAUGCAGCUCAUUGCAACAGACCCUGAUGAAGAACAUGUUUACCAGAUAGAUGACUUCAUGACGCUUUCAGCUCUUGAAAAUAAACUGAUCACAAAAAUCUGUGAGAAUGUGUCUGAAGUCUACACCAGAAAUGAUAAUGUUUUAUCUCCAUCUCCAAGUCCGGAAUCUGAAAUUGCUAGUGAAGAUACUAAUAGCCAGUUACAUAAAAUGACUACUUCAGAUAUUUAUAUGCUCCCUACGGAAGGAAUCAGUUACCCACUUAGUCCACCACGGACCAGAUAUACUGAGCCACUGCCAUCUGCUCAGGAUCACACUGCGACUACCUCUGCUCACAGAGAAUCGAGAUUUCCCCUGCUUUAUGACAUAUCUGAAAUCAGGUCUCAGAGUCCAGUUGUCAAUUCUUUGUUCAACGUAACAGCUACUGAAGAUCACCACCUAACUGUGUUGCAAACACAGGUAGCAACAACCCAAAAAGAUCCAAGGUGCUUGGAACCUAUGAAACCAGGGGAUUGUCGGGACUACGUGGUGAAAUGGUAUUAUGACAAGAAUGGCAAUUCUUGUGGCCAGUUCUGGUAUGGAGGUUGUAAUGGUACCAACAAUAGAUUUGAAACAGAAAAAGAAUGUCGAGAAACCUGCAUUGAUUGAUGAAUAAAAAUGGCUGCUGUUUGGAGUUUUUAGAGCUAGAAGUUCAUGUGUAUUGAGGAAGAACUGACCGAGAAGAAUCCAAAGUGAUGCGUUAACUUGAAUAUAUUACUACCACGCUCUACUACUUUCCUCACUACGGUAUUCACAUUAACUAGAUUCCUGUAUAACGUAUGUUAUCUGCAACACCAUAGCAAUAACUUACAAUCACACAUACACACACACUGGAACAUACCUUUUCCCUCCAAAUUUAUGUUAACUUGUUACUACUACAUGUGGCAAUGAUGAGAUUCUAUUUUUAGGAUUAAAACGUCAAAAGUGUUUACACUUAGCAUUUAAUGACAGAGGUCUCUCGGUGUCACAGAAGAAUAAACUAUGCUCUAGUUUUAAACAAGAGUAAGUGGUUCCUGAAAUUAGCACUCUUAAUACAGCAUUUAGAGACAUAAAUUAAGAUUUCCAUUAAUUAGAGUACCUCUUUGGAAUGUAAAUACCACAGCUAUAGGUAGAGGGUUCCUCCCCCCCAUUAAAGCACAUUUGGAUUAACAUCCAUAUAAUCUUUUUGAUUAUAAUGGUAGGACUUUCAUUCAGAAUUACAUUAAAAACAGGAUUCUUCAUGUCCUUUAGGCUAGUCAGUACAUUUCAAUUUCUCAGGGCCUCUGUGUUAAAAAGAAAAGUUAUUUCACUCUAAUAUAGGCUAUUAAAUUAAAAAAGAGAAAAGCACUGAAAGAUGUAUAUAAAUGUUUACUUGUAUCCUUUCUACUUUUAGCCAUAAUCCUAUAUUAACGUGUCGUUAAAACCG
Messenger RNA from Pygoscelis adeliae (Adelie penguin), 2283 nucleotides. Its product is annotated as collagen alpha-1(XXVIII) chain-like. The record is from RefSeq and is a predicted model, not a curated record. Gene Ontology annotation, molecular function: serine-type endopeptidase inhibitor activity. The coding region runs from base 9 to 1487 and encodes 492 amino acids. The transcript is spliced from 11 exons. Lineage: Eukaryota; Metazoa; Chordata; Aves; Sphenisciformes; Spheniscidae.